Messenger RNA from Bipolaris maydis ATCC 48331, 1020 nucleotides. Lineage: Eukaryota; Fungi; Ascomycota; Dothideomycetes; Pleosporales; Pleosporaceae. The record is from RefSeq and is a predicted model, not a curated record.
AUUCCUGCAACACCGUCGUUCCGAGUAUUGGUCAUCGGAACGUGAUAACUAGUGGAUAUACGAUGUCUAAGGCAGGAUAUGGGGUUUAAAACAAGUGAAAGAAGAGGGCGCGCUGUCCGUUCUUGCAAUACAACUGCUCUGGUGUCCCAUCUGCCUGGCACCUGACUCUUGAAUCCGAUACUUAUCCGUUGUUGCUAAUUGCGAUUGAUUCACGAGUUCCUCCCCAUACUUCACCUCCAACAACCACUCUCAAUCGUCACCAUGGGCAGACUAGACGGCAAGGUUGCCCUUGUCACAGGCGGCGGCUCCGGUUUCGGCGCCGGGAUAUCCAAAGGCAUGGCCUCUGAAGGCGCCAAAGUUCUCGUCUGCGAUAUCAACGCUGCUGGCGGCCAAGAAACAUGUUCUGCAAAUCCCUCUUCGCUAGCCUUCCACCAAAUGAACGUGACGAAGUCAGCCGACUGGAAAGCAAGUAUAGCAGCCUGCAUUGAGAAAUUCGGGCGUUGCGACAUACUCGUAAACAACGCGGGCUGGUCGUACACAAACAAGCCAACUUCGGACGUUACCGAAGAAGAAUUCGACAGGGUUUUCGAUGUCAAUGUCAAGGGCGUGUAUCUGGGAUGCAAUGCUUGGAUUGACCAAGCGAUUAAGCGAGGCGAAGGUGGUGUAAUCAUCAACAUAGCGAGUGUGGGUGCUACAAGGCCAAGACCAGGUCUUGUAUGGUACAAUGCAAGUAAAGGCGCUAUUUGGAAUCAGGCAACAAAAGGUCUUGCGGCAGAAUACGGUCCACAUCAAAUCCGUGUGGUAUCCAUCUGCCCCUUGGUCACUGGUACGGGCCUCUUCUCCGCUUUCACUGGUAUGGAAGACACGCCGGAGAAUAGGACAAAGUUCACAUCCAACGUACCCAUGGGACGCAUCGGUGAGGUAGACGACGUGGUGAAUGCGUGCAUCUUCAUGGCAAGCAAAGAAGCAGGUUUCAUUACAGGAGUCAAUCUCGAAGUAGACGGUGGACGAUGUAUCUAA